GGAACAUGGACCAGCUGGCUAUAUGCUAAUCGAUGACUGUACCUACUUAAUCGUGCGAUUUUGUAUCUUCUUUAUUGACUGUAUCGCCCCAGAGCCCAAUAAAACCACGUAACUAUAAUUAAUUGCUGCCGUUCAGUAAGUUAUCUACAGAGUUGGAUACGCGAGAGUGUGGUGAAGUGUGGCAACCUGAUAUGUCAUAACUGUACCACGCGUUUGUUGUGCUCCAGUCGACUGUUUUUGUUUUUAUAUCAAGUCCAGUUUAAUCUUCAUCAUGCCUAAAGGAGGGAAAAAAGGUGGCCAUAAAGGUCGCAUGAGAACUUACACGAGUCCCGAAGAAAUAGAUGCUCAAAUGAAAGAAGAAAAAGAACGAAAAAAGAAGGAAGAAGAAGAAGGUGCAGCAGUGAACGACAACCAGAGCGAGGACAAACUGACAGGGUCAGGUUCAGAGGACAGUGACGAUGAGGGGUCUGAGAAAAGGAAGGGUGUUGAGGGCUUGAUAGAGAUUGAAAAUCCCAAUCGAGUCGCCCAAAAAGCAAAGAAAGUCACAGACAUAGAACUCGAGGGUCCCAAACAGCUUUCCAGAAGAGAAAGAGAAGAGAUUGAAAAGCAAAAGGCCAAGGAGAGGUAUAUGAAAAUGCAUUUAGCAGGAAAGACAGAUCAAGCUAAAGCUGACCUCGCUCGACUCGCCAUUAUCAAAAAGCAGCGUGAGGAGGCUGCACGAAAAAAAGAAGAAGAACGUAAAGCAAAAGAAGCAACGCAGGCGGCAGCAGCAGCGACUAAAGGACUACAUACGUUGUCUCUCAAAUAAUCCAAAUAGUGGAUUCUUAGAGGUUUUGAUGCAUUUGUGGACAGUAUACGAUGAUAUUGACAAUGUUAUUUUUGAAGACAAAGCAAAACAUAAUGUGGGAUGCUAUAACACAGCGAUCCAUUGAACAGGAAUAUUUCAGAGUAUAUUAACCCAGAAAGCAGAAAUAAAAUGCCUUUGUGAGAGCCCUGAUGCUAAAUCUUAAUGCUUGCUUUCACUCAGUGAUAUUAGGAAUACAGACAUAUUUAUUAAUAUAUUAACAUAUUGCCACAUGUAGCUGAGUCAACUUUGCAGUCUCAGUUUAAAGGAUUAUUGUAAGGAUAAAAACGUAAUAAUCUGUCCUCAGAUGUAAAGGACCUGGUGUCAUUCAAAAUGAUGUUCUGAUGGUAUUCUCUUCUUUAAAUAAUGUAAAGAAUAACAUACACCAAUAAAAUCUCAGAAUGUUUUUUGAACAUUUA
Messenger RNA from Cyprinus carpio (common carp), 1263 nucleotides. Its product is annotated as 28 kDa heat- and acid-stable phosphoprotein-like. The record is from RefSeq and is a predicted model, not a curated record. Gene Ontology annotation, molecular function: RNA binding. Lineage: Eukaryota; Metazoa; Chordata; Actinopteri; Cypriniformes; Cyprinidae. Gene Ontology annotation, cellular component: cytosol.